GUUUCUACAGUUUUCACAAGAAGAAACAUCCUAAAACAUCUGAAUUAAACCUGCCAACCGGCCUACAUUAAGCUUACCAGCACAGGGGACCAUGGACAUUGAAGCAUAUUUUGAAAGGAUUGGUUAUAAGAACUCAGCGAAUAAAUUGGACUUGGACACAUUAACUGAAGUUCUUCAGCACCAGAUGCGAACAGUUCCUUUUGAGAAUCUUAACAUGCAUAGUGGAGAAGCCAUGGAUCUGGAUUUAGAGACCGUUUUUGACAACAUAGUGAGGAAGAAGAGGGGUGGGUGGUGUCUCCAGGUUAAUCAUCUCCUGUACUGGGCUCUGACCAAAAUGGGCUUUGAAACCACGAUGUUGGGAGGAUACGUUUACAUAGAUGCAGUCAAUAAAUACAGCAGCAAAAUGAUUCACCUUCUAGUACAAGUGACCAUCGGUGACAGAAACUACGUUGUUGAUGCAGCCUUUGGAGGCUCUCUCCAGAUGUGGGAGCCUCUGGAAUUAGUGUCAGGGAAGGAUCAGCCUCAGGUGCCUGCCAUCUUCCGUUUGACAGAAGAGAACGGAACCUGGUACUUGGACCAAAUCAGAAGAGAGCAGUAUGUCCCAAACCAAGAAUUUGUUAACUCAGAUCUCCUUGAGAAGGCCAAAUAUCGAAAAAUCCAUUCUUUCACUCUCAAACCCCGCACUAUUGAGGAAUUUGAACAUUCGAAUACCUACCUUCAGACAUCAUCAUCAUCCGUAUUUGUAAACACCUCGUUUUGCUCAUUGCAGACUUCAGAAGGGGUGUGCUGUUUAAUAGGCUCCACCAUUGCUAGUAGGAAAUUCAGUUAUAAGGACAAUGUAGAUCUGGUCGAGAUUAGGAAUGUGAAGGAGGAAGAGAUAGAAGACAUACUGAGAACUGCAUUUGGCAUUUCUUUGGAAAGAAAGUUUGUGCCUAAAAAUGGUAACCUAUCUUUUACUAUUUAGGAUGAGAAGCAAAACUGUUUUUCAUUAUUAUUUCAUGCUCUUAAACAUUUGAAACAUAUGCAAAUGUAUCCAUAACAGGCCUUAAAGAAUCAUCACCCAGCUCAAUAUUGAUCAACUAAUAACUUGUUGUGCCUUCUAUUUCCUACAUUUUAUAGAAAAUAAAUCCUAGCUGUCCUGUCAUUUCACCAAGAAAAAUACCAUCAGUUAUAAUUAAAUAAAUUUUAAUGGAUAUAACCACAA
Molecule: messenger RNA, 1204 nt
Organism: Peromyscus eremicus (cactus mouse)
Lineage: Eukaryota; Metazoa; Chordata; Mammalia; Rodentia; Cricetidae
Product: arylamine N-acetyltransferase 1
Exons: 2
Coding region: 92-964 (290 amino acids)
Molecular function (GO): acetyltransferase activity
Source: RefSeq, a predicted model, not a curated record